Castor canadensis (American beaver) is the source of this 939-nucleotide messenger RNA. NCBI's taxonomy places the organism in Eukaryota, Metazoa, Chordata, Mammalia, Rodentia, Castoridae. The record is from RefSeq and is a predicted model, not a curated record.
AUGGAGAAGCACAAUUUCAUAGCAGUGAGUGAAUUCAUUUUUAUGGGCAUCACAGAGUGUCCUGAGCUGCAAGUUCCAUUAUUUGUGCUGUUCCUCAUUAUCUAUGCGAUUUCAGUGGUGGGCAACUUGGGCAUGAUCAUCUUCACCAAGGUGGACUCCAGGCUACAGACUCCAAUGUACUUUUUUCUCAGACACCUGGCUCUCACUGAUCUUGGUUAUUCUACAGAUGUGGGACCCAAAAUGUUGAAUUUUGUUGUAGAUCAAAACCCAAUCUCAUACUAUGGUUGUGCUACACAGUUAGCUUUCUUUAUUACGUUCAUUGAAUGUGAACUUUUUAUUCUGUCCGCAAUGUCUUAUGACUGCUAUGUGGCCAUCUGUAACCCUCUACGCUAUAAGGUCACCAUGUCACAACAAGUAUGUUGGGUACUGGUGGCAAUACCUUACCUCUUCUGCACAUUUAUGUCUCUUACAGUUACCAUAAAGAUUUUCACUUUACCCUUCUGUGGCUACAAUGUCAUCAGUCAUUUCUACUGUGAGAGUCUCCCCUUGUUAUCUUUGCUUUGCUCAAAUACACAUGAAAUUGAACUCAUAAUUUUGGUCUUCUUAGCCAUUAAUUUGAUUUCCUCUCUUCUGAUCAUUCUUGUAUGCUACCUACUCCUUCUCAUAGCCAUUCUCAGGAUAAACUCAGCUGAAGGCAGGCACAAAGCUUUCUCCACUUGUGGGUCCCAUCUGACAGUGGUCAUAGUCUUCUAUGGGACUUUGAUAUUUAUGUAUGUGCAGCCCAAGUCCAGUCACUCUUCUGACACUGAUAAAGUGGCUUCCAUAUUUUACAUCUUGGUCAUCCCCUUGUUGAAUCCUUUGAUCUACAGCCUGAGGAAUAAAGUUGUAAAAUAUGCCCUUCAGAGGACUUGGAAAAAAAUAUACAAUGUCUUCACUUAA